Molecule: messenger RNA, 3591 nt
Organism: Entrophospora candida
Lineage: Eukaryota; Fungi; Glomeromycota; Glomeromycetes; Entrophosporales; Entrophosporaceae
Source: the annotation of a GenBank genome assembly
AUGUCUACUACUACCCAAGAAGAAACCAGUAAUGUAUUAGAACAAACUAAGGAAGAAUGUAAACCACGCAUAGUUAUCGAGAAAAUGGUUCUCACAAAUUUUAAAUCUUAUUUUGGUCGCCAAGAAAUUGGUCCUUUUCAUAAGUCAUUUUCUGCUAUUGUAGGACCUAAUGGUUCUGGAAAAUCUAAUGUCAUUGAUGCACUUUUAUUUGUAUUUGGUUAUCGUGCAAGUAAAAUGCGUCAAGGCAAAAUUUCUCAACUUAUUCAUUCAUCUGAAGGUCAUACAAAUUUAAAUUAUUGUACUGUUGAAAUACACUUUCAAGAAAUUUAUGAUUUGGCAGAAUCUAAUGAUUUUGAAGUUGUCCCUCAAUCACAAUUAGUUAUUUCACGUCAAGUUCUUCGUAACGAUACCAGUAAAUAUUUUAUAAAUGGUCGCCAGAGUAAUUAUACUGAAGUCACAACACUUUUAAAAGAUCGUGCAAUCGAUUUGACUCAUGAAAGAUUUCUUAUUCUUCAGGGCGAGGUUGAAUCUAUAGCUCAGAUGAAACCAAAAGCUCCAAAUGAACAUGAAGAUGGAUUAUUGGAAUAUCUUGAAGAUAUUAUAGGAACUUCCAAAUACAAAAUUUCCAUUGAAAGAGCUAAUCAAAAAGUUGAACAACUUAAUGAACAACAAUCUGAAAAAUUACAUCGUGUUCAAAUAGUUGAAAAACAAAAACAAAACUUAGAAAGUAAGAAAAAAGAAGCAGAAGAUUUUCUUCGUGAUGAAAACAGACUUACAAUGAAACAAUCAAUUCAUUAUCAACGUCAACUAUUAGAAUGUAACAAUGCUAUAGAUAUUUAUACUAAAUCUAUGGUAAAAGAACUUCAUGAAGAAGAAUUAAAACAUUCACAAUUAAGACAAGAAUCAAAAGAACUUGAUGAUAAAUAUAAAAAUGUUUUAUCAGAAUAUCAGUCACUUGAAAUAAAUACUGAUUUGAUAUUGAAAGAAUUAUCUAAAUAUGAAAAACAAGAUAUUCAUCUUCAAGAAAAAAAAAAACAUAUUAUUGGAAAACAAAAUAAAUUAAUAAAAACUUUACAAACUAAUCGUAAAACUAUAUCAGAAACUAAAGCCUCUAUAAAUAACGUUGAGACUAGUUUAGUUUCUCAAAAAAAUGAAAUUGCAAAAAUGGAAAGGGAUCUUGUGGAUGAGGAGUCCAACUUUGAAAUAAUCGGGGAAAGUCUUAAAGAAUUCACAAUGCAGAUGGAACAAAAGAAAAGAGAACUUGCUCCUUGGACAGAGAGUAUUAAUGAGAAACAAUCUGCUAUUGAUGUGGCACAAUCUGAAUAUAAUCUUCUCAAAGAAAAAAACGAUUCGAUUGAAGAAGCCCUUAAACAAUCAGAAAAUGAUUUGAGUUCAUUAAGUCAAACUAAAAUUUCAAAAAAUAGUUCCAGUUAUAAAGAGAAACUAAAAUCUGAUCUUGCUGAUGCUCGUCAAAAAGAAGAUGAAGCAAGGACUUCUUUACAAUCAUCACAAUCAAGAGGCGUUGUUCUCUCAAGUUUAAUUAAACUUAAAGAUAGUGGGAGAAUAAGAGGAUUUCAUGAUCGAUUAGGAAAUCUUGGUGUUAUAGAUGAUAAAUAUGAUGUAGCUAUUUCGACUGCUUGCCCUGGACUGAAUAAUAUUGUUGUUGAUAAUGUAGAAGUUGGUCAAAAUUGUAUAGAAUACCUUAAAAAAAAUAAUCUUGGUCGUGGCCACUUCAUUUGUCUUAAUCAACUUCCCGAACUCAGCAUGAAUCCAAUCCAAACACCUGAAAAUGUUCCACGCCUAUUUGACCUGAUAAGACCAAAAGAUCAAAAGUUUGCUCCAGCUUUUUACAGUGUUUUACGCGACACCUUAGUAGCAGAAAAUUUACAACAAGCAAAUAGGAUAGCAUAUGGGAAAUAUAGAUGGCGUGUCGUCACUUUGGAUGGUAAACUUAUUGAUAAAUCGGGUACUAUGAGCGGUGGUGGUAAUAAAGUAUCAAGAGGUGCUAUGAGUUCAAGAUUUGUUGCAGACAUUACUCAGGAAACAUUGACAGAGUUGGAACAAAACCGUGCCCAUAUUGAAAAUGAAUGGAAGGAUUUCAAUGAAAAACGUAAAGAUUGGGAAUUUCAACUUGAAAAAAGACAGGAUGAAAUCCCAAGAUUGGAAUUGGCCUUAACAAAAUCUGAAAUGGAUUUACAAUCUUGUAUAAAACGUUUUGCUGAUGUUGAGAAACGUGUAAAUCAAUUAUGCCAACAAAAUAGACCAAAUCUAGAAGAUCAUCAACAAAUGCAAGAACUUCAAAUAACAAUAGAUAAUUUUAAUAGAGACAUAGAACAAUUAAAGGAAAAUUAUUCAACGCCAAUAGAAAAUGAUAUAAAAUAUUUACAAGAUCAAAUUAUGGAAGUUGGUGGUGGUAGACUUCGUGCACAGAAAGCUAUAGUCGAUGGAAUUAGAUCAGAAAUAGAUCGACUUACUGAGCAUGUUACAACCUUGAUGGUGACCAAAUCAAAAUCUGAGAAAGAUUUAACUAAAUUGGAAAAUUCUUUGACAAAUUGUGAGAAUGAAAUCGAAGAAAUUAACAAUCAGAUAAAUCAACUUGGAGAAGAAAUUGAACAAAAUAAUGAAAGUGCUAGUUCUAUUAACUCAAAAGCUGAAAGGUCAAAAAAUGAUUUAGAAAAUAAAAAAGAUGAAUUAGAUGAAAUUAAAGCUCAACUUGAUGACAAAAAUGAGAUAUUUAAUCAGAUGAGAUCUGUUGAAAUGGAAAUAAAAAAUAAAUUGGAAGAUAUUGAACAUAAUUUAGCAGGAAAUCAACAAAAACAAAGACAUUGGAAUGAACUGCUUGAAAAAUUGUCGCUUCAUAAAAUUGGAAGCGAUGAUGACAUGCAAGAAGAUGAACUCCAAUUCUAUUCUGAUGAUGAAUUAAUGGCAAUUAACAAAAAAGAUUUGAUUAAUGAAAUCAAUAAAUUACAAGAAAAAGUACAAAACGCGAACCCAAAUCUUGAUGUGUUAAUUGAAUAUCAUCGUUAUGAAGAGGAAUAUAAAGCGCGGACAAAAGAACUUGAAGAGAUAACAGAAAUACGUGAUGGUUGUAAAAGAGAAUAUGACGAGUUACGCAAAAGAAGAUUAGACGAAUUCAUGUGUGGAUUCACAUUUAUAUCAAAAAAAUUAAAAGAAAUGUAUCAGUUGAUGACACUUGGUGGAAAUGCAGAACUCGAAUGUUGUGAUAGCUUGGAUCCUUUUUCUGAAGGUAUUAUAUUUAGUGUUAUGCCACCAAGAAAAAGCUGGAAAAACAUAUCAAAUUUAUCUGGUGGUGAAAAGACAUUAAGUUCUUUAGCAUUGAUAUUUGCACUUCAUCAUUAUAAACCAACACCAAUAUAUGUUAUGGAUGAAAUUGAUGCAGCUUUGGACUUUCGAAAUGUCUCAAUUGUAGCAAAUUAUAUCAAGGAGCGUACCAAAGAUGCACAAUUUAUUGUUGUUAGUUUACGUAACAAUAUGUUUGAAUUGGCCGAUCGUUUGGUUGGAAUAUAUAAAACCAAAAAUAUGACAAAAUCUAUAACAAUAUCACCAAAUGAUGUACAACAACAACAAUAA